GGAAAAUCCGACCGGACUUGACACGCAUCACUUCAACUCCAGCGCAGCUCAACCAUCGGGACACACAGCUCUCCUUGUCACUUCACAGCCGGAACAACAUGGGCAACGUGCAGCCUACCAUCGUCCCAUAUGAGGACUUCGAUGUCACAGCUGAUGUCAAGACCAUCAGAAAAGCAUGUAAAGGUUUCGGCACAGACGAAGAGGUCAUUAUUCAGAUUUUGGCCAAUCGCUCCUCAGCUCAGCGUGUGGAGAUCAAACAGGCCUACUUUGAGAAGUAUGAUGACGAGUUAGAGGAGGUCCUGAAGAAGGAGCUGGCAGGUAGCUUUGAAAAUGCCACCUUAGCCAUGUUGGAGCAUCCUCACAUUUUCUACACCAAGGAGCUGAGGAAGGCCAUGAAGGGGGCGGGCACGGACGAAGAUGUACUGGUGGAGAUCCUGUGCACAUCCACCAAUGAGGACAUCUUGGGCUUCAAGCACACUUAUGCACAGGUGCAUGAGCGUGAACUAGAGGCGGACAUUGAGGGUGACACCAGUGGAGACGUGAGGAACCUGCUGAUGUCACUGCUGCAGGCGAGCAGAGAAGAAGGCUAUGAAGUGGAUGAGAGUUUAGCCGAACAGGAUGCCACAUCUUUGUUUGAGGCAGGAGAAGGCAGAUGUGGCACAGAUGAGUCCACCUUCACCUUCAUCCUGACGCACAGAAACUACAUGCAGCUUCAGGCCACCUUUAAGAGCUAUGAGUCGCUUUCAGGAACAGACAUUUUGGACACCAUUGACUCUGAAGCAACAGGAACUCUCAAGGACUGCUACACAACUCUGGUCAGGUGUGCUAAGAACCCGCAGCUGUAUUUUGCCCGACGCCUGAAUGCCGCCAUGAAGGGACUAGGCACUGAUGAAGACACACUCAUUCGGAUGAUUGUCGGCCGCUCCGAGAUCGACCUGGAGACCAUAAAGGACAUGUACCUGGAGAAAUACGAUGUCACCCUGAAAGAGGCUCUGGAUUCCGAGUGUGGUGGAGACUUCAAACGCCUCCUCAUUGAGAUCCUGCACUGAAGCUUCUCACCUUCCUCCUACAGGCCUCAUUUAACCAAUGUGAAACAGUGUUUCCUCUCUCAUUCUUCCUCCUCUUAUUUAUACUCUUACUCAUUCCCUUUGUGGACGUCUUUCUGACAGUCAGUUCUCAUUGCAGCAUGGACCAAAAACCAACUCAUUCGUAUAUUAUACAUUGUUUUACUAAUGAUAAAUUAGCAUUCAGUCUUUAAACACACUGUUCUUCCAAGGACAAAACACUCAGUGGGUCUUCUUUCACAGUUGUAUUCAGACAUACAACGAAUGUUAUUCAUUUUAACAGUACUAUGGCAGCAUUGUUGAACGUAUGUGGAACUUGUGCAGCUGAUCAUGUUCAUAUAUUAAUCCAAAUGAAUAUUGUUAGUCCAGUUCUUUAAUCACAAUCAACAGCUUGACAUUAUUGUUAUGUUUUAGCUGUCAUUCACCAUUUCAAGGGUAAAACAUUAACAGGCUGCUGCUGCUCAACAUAAAUUAUAUGUUAUAUUUUACACCGUACUCAUUUCUUUUUAUCAUCAUCCAUUACUUAACUUAAAUACCAUUUGCCUCAAAGAUGCUUUCAAAAGAUAAUAGCGAUGCAAUUUACUUUUUGCUGCAACAUUUAACACUUAAGUGCAGAAUUAUGACGAUUGAUCCCUGAUAUCUGUUUACACUACAGAAAUAAUCAUACAUGAACAAAUUACUACCCUGAUAUCAAAAGCUUACACUCUUUUUAAGUAUGCACUUUUUGUUUUUUUGUAACCACGUCCCUAAAUGCCAUGUGGGAUUUUUAACUGUUUGUAAUCUUAUUUUUAGUCACAGCUAACAUGCUGCCUCUCACUUUACACACUUUUUCUGGUGCUUAAAUAAUGUACUCCAUUCAGAUGUAUUACAUUUAUAAUCCUACAUAAUAUUAGUGUAAAACUUUAAGAUAAAUGUACAUUUAAUAUUAUUAGAUUAGAGAUAAUAAAAUUAAAAAGAGAUGUGUUUUGCUCUAUAACCCCUGAAAUACAACUGUUAAUGGACACAGUCUGCAUUCGUGUAUGGAAUUAUAGUAUAACUACUUUUAUUUAAACCCAAGAUUACAGUAAUGUAUAUGACUGAUAUAUAUAGUUGUAUUGUCAUAUAACAAAGGAAAGCAGUACAUUCUGUAAGAAGUCAUUGUUAACCUGUUGUAAUGGCAUAUAAAAUGUGGCAUACAUAUGCAGUAAUAAUAAAUUUAAACUCCACCAAAAAAA
Molecule: messenger RNA, 2278 nt
Organism: Pseudoliparis swirei
Lineage: Eukaryota; Metazoa; Chordata; Actinopteri; Perciformes; Liparidae
Product: annexin A13-like
Exons: 11
Coding region: 99-1049 (316 amino acids)
Cellular component (GO): cytoplasm
Molecular function (GO): calcium-dependent phospholipid binding; calcium ion binding
Source: RefSeq, a predicted model, not a curated record